AUGGCUAAUCUAGUUGCACCACAGGCCCCGCCCCGAUGGAACCAUUCGCCCGAGGAGGUGCUUGCGCUGACGAAGGAGGCAAUUCAGAAGAACAAGGAGGUCAGCGACAAGGUCGGCGCGUUCAAGGAGAGCGAGUGCACGUUUGAGUCGCUCACCCUUGCGAACGCCGAGUCCGAAUUCGAGGCGAUCUCCGAGCCCCUAGCGUUCUACCAGAACGUUUCCACCUCCAAGGAGCUCCGCGACGCUUCCAACCAGGCCGAGAUCCUCUGCCGCGACUACGGUGUCGAGGAGUCCAUGCGUCUCGACGUCUUCCACGCCAAGACAAACGCGGAGAAGAACAUCAGGGACUCGGGGCGCUGGGAGAAGCUCAAUGAGGAGGAGCAGCGCCUCGUCGAGAAGAUGGUGCUCGACGGCAAGCGCGCGGGUCUUGCGCUGCCCGAAAAGGAGCGCGAGAAGCUGACGACGCUCAAGAAGGAGCUGUCCUCGGUGUGCGUCGAGUUCCAGAAAAACUUCAACGAGGAGAGCGGACAUAUCUCAUUGACACUCGAGGAGCUCGACGGCGUCCCGCAAGACGUCAUCUCCGGGUAUGACAAACGCGAGGAGAACGAAAAGACGCUUUACGACGUCAAGUUCAAGACACCUGACAUCUUCCCUGUCUUCAAAUUCGCGCACAACCCCGAGGUCCGCAAGCGCGCGAUUGAGGCCCACGAGGACCGACUCUCCAUGAACGUCCCCCUUCUCGACCGCGCUCUCGAGCUCCGUAGGGAGAUCGCAGGCUUGCUCGGAUACAAGACCUGGGCCGACUACGUUACCGAGCCGAAGAUGGUCAAGAGCGGCAAGAACGCUGAAGACUUCUUGGACGACCUCGAGACGAGGCUGCGCCCAGUUGGCGAGAAAGAACGCGAGACGCUGAUUCAACUUAAGAAGGAGGUUCACGAGAAGCGUGGGCUGCCGUUCGACGGCGAAUUCAACUUCUGGGACUAUCGGUACUACGACCGCGUCUAUAUCGAGAAGACGCUCGACCUUGACGACUCACUCGUCAAAGAAUACUUCCCCGUCGCCGUUGUCGUCCCAGCUAUCCUCGAAAUCUAUCAAAACCUUCUCGGCGUCCGCUUCGUCGAGGUGAAAGGAGACAAGAAGGAUGUCUGGCAUCCCGAGGUCCAGCAGUUUGCCGUCUGGGAGGCCAACGCAAAGGAUGGAUCGGGCUUCGUCGGCUACUGCUACCUCGAUCUCUUCCCUCGCGACGCUAAAUAUUCACACGCCGCCGUCUGGCCACUCCUCCCUGGUUACGCCGCCCCCGAGAAGCCGAACGGCCGUGCAUACCCGCUCGCGGCCAUGGUCGCCAACCUCGCGAAGCCGACGCCCGACCGGCCCGCGCUCAUGCGCCACGACGACGUGACGACGUUUUUCCACGAGAUGGGCCAUGUCUUCCACGGUCUGCUUUCGCGCGUUCAGUUCUCGCGCUUCCACGGCACGUCUGUCGCGCGCGAUUUCGUCGAGGCGCCGAGUCAGAUGCUCGAGAACUGGUGUUGGGAGCCCAAGGUGCUCGAGAAGAUGUCGAGCCACUAUGAGACGCAGAAGCCGCUGUCGCCUGAGCUGAUCGACAAGAUCAUCAGGAGCCGAUACGUCAACGUUGGCCUGUUUUACCUCCGUCAGGUGUUCUUCGCCAAGUACGAUCUCAAGGUCCACACGGACAAGGAUGCCGCCGACACCACACUCCUAUGGAACACGCUUCGCGAGAAGAUCUCGCUCGUCAAGGGUGGUGCAGUCAAGCCGGGUCAAGGUACUUUUGCUCAUAUCGUCGGUGGCUACGACGCUGGCUAUUAUGGCUACACGUACUCGCUGGUCUUUGCUGCUGACAUGUAUGCCACCGUCUUCAAGAAGGACCCACUGAGCCCGGCACUUGGACAGCAGUACCGUGACGAGAUCCUGCGCGUUGGAGGUAGUCGAGAGGAGCUCGAGUCGCUUGAGCACUUCUUGGGUCGCCCGCCAAACUCGGAGGCGUUCAUGGAGGAGAUUUUCGGGACGGAAAAGUCGAACUUGUAA
Molecule: messenger RNA, 2046 nt
Organism: Coniophora puteana RWD-64-598 SS2
Lineage: Eukaryota; Fungi; Basidiomycota; Agaricomycetes; Boletales; Coniophoraceae
Product: Metalloprotease
Exons: 13
Coding region: 1-2046 (681 amino acids)
Biological process (GO): proteolysis; peptide metabolic process
Cellular component (GO): mitochondrial intermembrane space
Molecular function (GO): metalloendopeptidase activity
Source: RefSeq, a predicted model, not a curated record